Molecule: messenger RNA, 1599 nt
Organism: Malassezia globosa CBS 7966
Lineage: Eukaryota; Fungi; Basidiomycota; Malasseziomycetes; Malasseziales; Malasseziaceae
Exons: 1
Coding region: 1-1599 (532 amino acids)
Cellular component (GO): nucleus; cytoplasm
Source: RefSeq, a predicted model, not a curated record
AUGGUCGUCGAUGGCGCCGAGUCGCCAUGGUUGAGCCAAGGCGUCGACUCGCGCAUGAACAUGAACUUUUCUCUCGAGAAUCUCAGUGCUGUGUGGAAUUACUAUGACGAGCAACGCCAAGUGUUUUCGUGGCUUUUGCGUUUUUACGACAAAUCGUCGUACCAUCAUUUCCAAGAGUCUUUCUCGCAUUUGCUUUGGGAAACUCUGCAUGAAGAGCGCUGGGGCAAGGGGUCGAAUGUCGACAAGCAGUAUGUCGAGCAGGCAUACGAGCAGGAUGUGGCCAUGACCGACGAAGAAGGUGAGCCGCAUCACAGCACUCUGCUGUCUCCGCGACACACGUCAGCGCUUAGUGAUGACGAGGAUGGUGAUGCAGAUGCCGUCGAGGCUCAACUCGAUCCGAUGGAUGAAGACGAUGAUGAAUACAAUGAUGCCACUGAUGAGGACGAUGUCGAAGCUGCCACACAGGCUGAUGAUGCGCCUGUGAUGCCUGACAUGGGUGGCGAGCGCAACUCGGCUUUGGCCGUCGGAUACAAGUCGGACAGGGCGUUUGUCGUACGUGGCGACAAGAUUGGCGUGUUUAAGCACACAGAUGACGACACCCUCGAGUUUUCCACAGCCAUCAAUCGGAUUAGCACGCCCCAGGGACGCUCCUUUGCGCCUAAGCGUGUCAUGCUCCAUGAUCAAGACACAGACAUGGUGCUGAUGGAUCCAAAAAACCAGCAUGCACUUUAUCGCAUGGAUCUGGAGUAUGGCAAGGUUGUGGAAGAAUGGCAUGUGCAUGAUGAUGUGCCAGUGAACAACAUUUUGCCGUCAAGUAAAUAUGCGCAGAUGACGUCUGAGAAGACAUUUAUUGGCACAUCACGAAACGGCGUGUUCCGCAUCGAUCCGCGCCUUCGUGACCAGACGCUCGUCGACUCUCAAUUCAAGCUGUACACGACGAAGCAUGACUUUAGUGCCGCAGCAACGGAUGCAAAAGGCCGCCUAGCCGUCGCAUCAAACAAAGGUGACCUGCGCCUGUUUGACCAGAUUGGCAAGAAUGCAAAAACCGCGCUUCCUGCGCUUGGUGAUCCCAUCAUUGGUGUUGAUGUGUCUGCGGACGGCCGCUGGGUUAUCGCCACUUGCCGCACGUACUUACUGCUGAUCGACACACUCAUCAACGAUGGCCGCUUCCAAGGCCAGCUCGGGUUUGACCGCAGCUUCCCUGCCGACUCUCGUCCCUUACCGCGCCGCUUGCAGUUGCGGCCGCAUCAUGUGGCGUACAUGGAGUCGGAGGUGCAUUUCACACCUGCGCAUUUCAAUACAGGCUCCGAUGCAGAGACGUCGAUCGUCACAUCGACAGGCAAUUACGUCGUUUCGUGGUCUUUUGAGGCUGUAAAGAAGGGCAAUCCUUAUGCUUAUGUGUUGAAGCGGUAUGGCGGCACAGUUGUGCGUGACGAUUACACCUACGGCUCCGAUCAGUCGAUUGUUGUGGCAUUUGAAGAUGAUGUUCAACUCGCUAAGCGAGCUCAGCUACGCAAGCCAACUCGCGCAUCCUUGGCUCCAGGGACCGUGCAGGCUCGAUCCAGCACCGGCAAGCCACGUCGUCUGACCAGGGCAUAA